Messenger RNA from Diuraphis noxia (Russian wheat aphid), 912 nucleotides. RefSeq names its product hydroxyacylglutathione hydrolase tenzing norgay (gene tzn). Lineage: Eukaryota; Metazoa; Arthropoda; Insecta; Hemiptera; Aphididae. The record is from RefSeq and is a predicted model, not a curated record. Gene Ontology annotation, molecular function: hydroxyacylglutathione hydrolase activity.
AGUAGUAAUUAAAAAUUCUUCAUUUCUUUUUCGAAGGCCAUUAACCACAAUGCAUAGCAACAUYACAACUAAAGAAUUCAACAAAUUUAAAGUACAAGUGCUUCCAGCGUUAUCCGAUAAUUUUAUGUACUUAUUAAUUGAUAAUAGCACGAAAGAAGCAGCCAUUGUUGAUCCUGUAUCACCUGAUGUGGUUUGGGAUGCAGUCCGUAAAGAAAAUGUUAAAUUAACAACCGUACUCACAACACAUCAUCAUUGGGAUCACGCUGGUGGCAACAAAGAACUUAUUAACAGCAAUACCAAUGACCAAUUGACUGUUAUUGGAGGCGAUGACCGAAUUGAUGGUCUUACAGUUAUGAUUGAUGCACAUGGAGUAGAUGUUCAAUUGGGAUCAUUAAAUAUUAAAUGUUUGCGCACACCUUGUCACACUACUGGACAYGUUUGUUAUUACGUUAAUGAAGGGCAAGAUGGUGUUGUUUUUACAGGAGAUACACUAUUCUUAGGAGGAUGUGGUAGAUUUUUUGAAGGGAAUGCAACACAAAUGUAUGAGGCACUAAUAAAAAUAUUAUCACAGUUACCUGACAGCACUGCUGUGUUUUGUGGACAUGAAUAUGCCAUUCAAAAUUUAAAGUUUGGCCUACAUGUUGAGCCAUCCAACCAAUAUAUAUUAAACAAAUUGAAGGAUAUCGAAGCUAAAAGAAAAUUGAAAGAGCCAAGUGUUCCAUCAACUAUUGGAUUAGAAAAGCUCAUUAAUCCGUUCAUGAGAGUAGAAAAUGAAUCAGUUCAAAAAGUUACUCAAACCAUUGGUAAUCCAAUUGAAACAAUGAAAAUGUUGAGGGAUUUAAAAAAUAAUUUAUGAAAAAUAAUACUUCUUUUUUACAAUAAUACAUUUUUAUACACUUGAAUAGAAAUUAU